GAAGUGUUUCACAAUGAAGAAAUAUAUUCUCCUUGAUAUGAAAGCUUUUGCUGAUUUAUUAUUGCAAAGUUAAGAAAAUAUUUUUCCGGGUUUUGUCUAUCCUCAUCAUCGCGUUUUUGUUUAACUUCCGGUGUCAUGGCAGCGCACAGAGUCGUUUGACUUUCCACACAAUCUAGCAUUUUUGACCUGAAGAGAAACAAGCAACCAGCCAAUAAUGUCGGAGGAAACGGAGGACAUCCUGAAUAUGGUCGAGAGUCUGAGGGUGACGUCGGACGAACCCGAGAAAUGUCUGGACCGAAUCCUCAAGUUCCUCCUGAUCGAACAAGAUGAAGAGGAUUUGGACCAAGCGUUGGAAGCCGCUGUGGAGAAAGGCAUGCUGGGAGAUCUUUAUGACAUUAUGACACACACCUCUAAUGGUACAUUAUGCAAGGUCAUCCAAAUUCUGGCAGAACUCGGCAAAACAGAGUCCAUCAGAGAGCCGUGUGUCAUCCAAGGCUUUAUUCCGAUUCUUCUGCAGCAGUUGAAAUCUGAUGACAUCACAAUGGCUACGCAGGCUUGUCGUGCCCUCGGAAAUAUCUGCUUCGAAAACGAUCUUGGAAGAAAUGCAGUGGAUGAAAAUGAUUUCAAAGGCAUUCUGUUAUUUCUUCCUUUCCAAACUUGGGGGGGCAGACAUACUGCCCCCCAGACCAUUGCCUGUGGUUUCCUAAUCCUUUUGAAUGUCACCAAUACACAUGAUGGCCUGAUGCAGAAGGCGGUAGACGGUGGUGCCCUGGACGUCCUUGAUGAGUACAUCAGGUACCACCAGGAGGACCACGGACUGUGUAACAUGGUACUGCUGACCGUGGGGAGCUUUAUUGAUUCAGAGAUUUGUCGUCAGAAAUUCUCAGAGUCUUCCUUGUUGUCAACCAUUGUGAGAUUGCUGGACACGCAUGCUGGAGAGGUGUAUCAAGAGACAGUCCUAGAUCUCCUCAUCAAUCUCUCAGAGUGGGAUGAAGUGAAGGAUCUCCUAGCAGAGACCAGCCUUAGUAACAACCUGAUUCAGAUCAUACAAGUCAACCAGGGCAAACUGGACCCCGAGAGUCAACAGCUCAUCAAGAUGGCCUCCGAUCUACUGAUUCUCCUACUAACUGGAGACAAAGGAGCGGAGGCCAUGUUUGCCAAUGGAGAGGGUCCAGUGUUUGUGGAGUCGGUCAAGUGGCUGGAGGAUGAAGACAGCCGGCUACAAAUGGCUGCCGUCCUGGCCAUAGGCAACUUUGCCAGGAAUGAUAACCAUUGUCAAAGACUGGUUGAGGAGGGGAUUGUAGAACAACUGCUAGAAUUACUGAAAUCUCACAGAGACCAUGAGGCAGACAUGACAUUACAUCAUGCCAUCCUUAGUGCCCUCAGAAACCUAGCUAUUCCAGCCAGAAAUAAGCCUGCCUUGUUAAUGGCGGGCGUCCUUGAGACGGUCCUACUUCUGAUGUCCUCGGAGACGAUGGCCGUUGUGUUCAAACUCCUGGGUGUUCUCCGAAUGUUGGUGGACGGUCAAGAGACAGCAGCUCUACAGUUGGGAACUGACCGUUUGUUUAUGGACCGUCUAGUGGGCUGGUGUGAGGUGGACGAACAUGCAGGGGUUCAGGGUGAAGGGACAAGAUUACUGGCCUCCCUGGUUAAGAACGGUCGAUCAGUGGAGCUGAUGAGAAACGUCAUCAAAUGUCAAGGUAUCCCUCCACUGGUUGCCAUGGUAUCCUCCGAACACCUGGUGAUGCAGAAUGAGGCUCUGGUGGCCUUGACCUUAAUUUGUUCCACAGUAUUAGAUGAAGCUGCACUUCCACUUAAACAGUCUGAACUGACAGAAACCAUAUCAUCUCUUCUUGGCAAUAAAUCAACACUGCCAGAAAUAUUAUGCAACACACUUACGCUAACCAAAACUCUCUGCAAUGCAGUGUCUCAAUCUUCUCCAAACACCCUUUCCUGCAAACUAUUGGUCUGUGCUGGACGAGCCACUGACAUUCCACAAUCCUUGAGAGAUGAGAUUAUGACCUCUGGUAUCCCUGACAUCGCCCGACAACUCUCCUCCCACGAAGAGGAAAAAGUCCGAGAGGCCGCCAACACGUUUCUUGCCAUUUUUGAUGACACCACCCUGGAGAGAUGAAAAGUUUCACAGUGGAUAAACAUUAACACUUGAAAGAAAGGUCCUCUGUUUUUUUGGAGGAAGAAUGAGAUGAAGCAAUGUCAUUGCCAAAAACCUGAGAGACUCAGUUGGCCCAAGCACUAAGUACGAGUAGCAAAACACCUUAUACAUCUAUUGUCUUUUCAGACACUAGAUUUCACAGCUCAAAGGCGUGUAUUAUAACCAGUGAUUCCCUUUUUUGUUUUCUGUGUAGUUUUCAGUGGUGUUGAUUGUAAUGUAUUUAUAUGUUUUGGUACUAUUUCAUCAGGAGAGAAGUAAAAAAAGGCAAUAACAAAAUUAUUCUUUACAAAAUGAUAAAUGUUUGCUUUUCUGAAGAUUUUUUUUUUGAAGGUUAUUUGUUGUGAUUUUUUAAAUUUUUUUUUUAACUUGUUGUGUCUUGUUUUUACUGUUUGACCAAAAAUGUAGAAAGAAGAAAGAAGGCAUCUUUUUAAGAGUGAAAAUUAAUACAAUGUAUCACAUUACAACAAUAAUUAAUUUACUGAAUGGAUUUAAAAAUGCAGAAAUGUACAACAUAAUAGGUUAGGAUGGAUCUGCAAAAUUUUUUUCAAAAAGUUGCCUGUUACAGGCUGCAGUACCUCAACUGAAAAUUUUUAAAAUGUGUUAAAGACUAUUUGUAUACAUGUACUUGUUUUAGAGUAUUUCAAAUCUUCCUCAUGUAUAACU
This is a messenger RNA of Saccostrea cuccullata (small rock oyster), 2836 nucleotides long. RefSeq names its product rap1 GTPase-GDP dissociation stimulator 1-like. Gene Ontology annotation, molecular function: guanyl-nucleotide exchange factor activity; protein binding. Bases 215 to 2134 code for a protein of 639 amino acids. Lineage: Eukaryota; Metazoa; Mollusca; Bivalvia; Ostreida; Ostreidae. Gene Ontology annotation, cellular component: cytosol. The transcript is spliced from 17 exons. Gene Ontology annotation, biological process: positive regulation of GTPase activity. The record is from RefSeq and is a predicted model, not a curated record.